Molecule: messenger RNA, 2196 nt
Organism: Lichtheimia ornata
Lineage: Eukaryota; Fungi; Mucoromycota; Mucoromycetes; Mucorales; Lichtheimiaceae
Exons: 3
Coding region: 1-2196 (731 amino acids)
Molecular function (GO): protein binding
Source: RefSeq, a predicted model, not a curated record
AUGUCGCUCACUCCUCCCGUGACCGAUUCCACCACCACUUCCACCACCAACAACACAACUGCUUUGGUCACUCGAGCACAUAAUCGCUAUCCAUUAUCAUCAGCAAUGACACCACCUAGUCUUAAACCACACACUCUACGCAAUACCACUACAAAGGGUUAUACCACAAAGCGGCGAAAUUCAUCCUCCUCCAUGUUGCACACAGUUCCCAACAUUGAUACCGCGUCAUCAACAGCAUCAGCAUCAUCGACCGAAGAUGGAUACAACCAUAAACGUGCAAAAUUGGACUUGUUAUUACAUGACAACAACAACAGCAACAACGUAUUCUAUCAUAUCGAUCAAUACGCAAUGCCUUCGCCCUCUCAUCAUGAAGAUGACGAAUACGAUAACACAACUGAUAUACUACGACAAUUACCAGACAUGAUUCAUGCAUACGAUUCUUUAUCAUUGGAGAUGAAAAGUUAUAUCAUGUUCCAGCUCUUAAAACGAUCAUCCACCAGCACUCUUCAAUUCGUCAAUUCCAUGAUUGUCCCAGCAUUGAAACGCGACUUUUUGGCUUCAUUACCUUUGGAACUUGCCUUGAAUGUCAUUAGCCAUCUGGAUGCCUUGUCACUAUGCAGAGCAGCUUGCGUGAGUCGUAAAUGGCGUUCAGUGAUUGAUUCGGAUGCCAACACAUGGAGACGAUUAUUGGACAAGGAUGGUUUCGAAUAUGAUCCAGUGGAUGAAGAUGAGGAAGAUGACGAUGAUACCUACUCGUUUGGAUCCGUGCUUGAUAGCGAGCUUGGUUACAAUGAUCAUUCGAUGGAUACUGGAGAAGAAGAAGAACAGCAACAGCAACAAGAGGAGGAGGAGGAUCAGCAUCAUGAUGAUGAUGAACAACAUGCGAAUGCACAUAUUCAAUGGCGUCAAGCAUGGUACGGAGCUGAUUGUUAUCCACUUCAUGGCAGUAAUAGCAGCACCACCACAUCAAGGAUGGAGAUUGAUCUCGACUUUGGCAGUAACAAAUCACAACAACAACAACAACAACCACGACGACAUCCUAAUCCAUACAAGGAAUUGUAUCGACACCAAUAUACCCUACAACAAAACUGGCGCAAAGGAAGAUUCAAGCGUACAAGGUUCGAAGGCCCCCCUCCCGAUACAGUGGUGACAUGUUUACAAUUUGACGACGACAAGAUCAUUACAGGCGCCGACGAUCACAGCAUCAACAUUUAUGACACACGCACAGGGCGUCGCAUGCAUACAUUAUCGGGGCAUGAUGGUGGUGUAUGGGCAUUGCAAUACUACAACAAUACCUUGGUGAGUGGAUCCACCGAUCGCACCGUGCGUGUAUGGGAUAUUCGCAAAGGGCUAUGCACCCAUGUAUUCCAAGGUCAUUCAUCCACCGUACGAUGCUUGCAAAUUGUUCAACCCACGCUUGUGAAUGGUCGCAUGGAGCCUAGUGUACCCCUGAUCGUGACAGGAUCACGCGAUUCAACCUUACGUGUGUGGCGAUUACCGGAUGUGGAACGCAGCAAUGAAACAUUCUAUGGCUCAGGUGUCAAUCGUUGGUUCAUCCACACCUUGACAGGCCAUGAACAAUCAGUAAGGGCCUUAGCAGCACAUGGCAAUAAGCUCGUGAGUGGCAGCUAUGAUUGUACCGUUUGCAUUUGGGAUAUCCAACAAGGUCGCUUGAUCCAUCGCAUGGGAGGUCACGUGCAAAAAGUCUAUUCCGUGGUCAUCGAUCCUGAACGUCAACGAUGCAUGAGUGGUAGCAUGGAUAGCACUGUACGCAUUUGGGAUAUGGAACAUGGUCAUUGCUUACGUGUCUUGGAAGGCCAUUCGAUCCUAGUGGGCUUACUAGGGAUCACUCCCAACUAUCUUGUCUCUGCAGCGGCCGAUUCCACAUUACGUAUAUGGUGCCCUGAAACAGGUACAUGUCGUCAAGUCCUCUGGGGUCAUCGAGGUGCCAUUACUUGCUUCCAGCAUAAUGAAAACGCCGUCAUUUCUGGUUCAGAAGGUGGGAUCAAGAUGUGGGAUAUCAAAACAGGUCACUUGAUUCGUGAUCUUAUUACUGGCGUUGAUGGCGUAUGGCGUGUGGCAUUUGACAAACGUCGAUGCGUGGCUGCUGUACACAGAGACAAUGUUACGUCCUUUGAGAUUAUCGACUUUGGUGUGCAUGGAUUAGAGGAUCAAGGACAAGAUAUGUUUGGUUAA